This is a messenger RNA of Trypanosoma grayi, 2604 nucleotides long. Its product is annotated as BRCT domain-containing protein. Bases 1 to 2604 code for a protein of 867 amino acids. The record is from RefSeq and is a predicted model, not a curated record. The transcript has a single exon. NCBI's taxonomy places the organism in Eukaryota, Euglenozoa, Kinetoplastea, Trypanosomatida, Trypanosomatidae.
AUGACGUCAAAGCAAGAGCGCAUUUCCGAAGCUAUGAGGGAGCGUAUUGCUCAAUUAGAAGAGGAGCUGAAUCAAUGCAAACAUCACCUCAAUGAAGCCGUUUGCCGGAACGAAUCCCUUGAGUCUGAUAUAGAUGCUAUACAAAACGAGGCACAUGAUGUUGUUGGACAGUGGGCGGCAAAGGCAGCUGAACUACAGACAAAAGUGAACGAAUCCAUUUCUCAGGCUGACGGAUUAAGAAGUGAUUUGCUUACUUGUGAGAAAAAAAAUGCGGAACUUCAGCUUUGCUUGCAAAAUGCAGAGCAGACAGGUCGCUCACAAGCGGAGGAACUACAUCAUCUGAAGGAGACUCACCGGAGUAUUCUUGAAAAAUUGGCUGUUGCAGAAAGUGACUUUUGUUCUGCAUCGCAGCGAAUUAUUCAAUAUGAAAACCUUGUGGGGAAGAUGGAUUUAGAAAUGAAGCAGAGCGUAGAGGACAUAAGGUCUUUCUCAAAGGAGAAGGCUAGACUUAUUGAAGUUGUAGCUAACCUCGAAGAGGAAAAAAGGCGCGUCGAAGCUGAUUGCACCGAAGUGAGAAGCUUGGCCGGGAUUCUGGAGAAUGAGUUGACCAGCCGUCAGCGGUCGUUGAUUUUAUUAUCUUGUAUAAUGAAGCUUGCUGAAGAAGAAUAUUACGCUCGCGAGGAUAUCAUAUUUGACUGGGAGACGUCAAACCUGAACAGCAUGACGAGGGAAUGGAGACAUUUUUUGUUGUGCAACUCGCUUUUAAAAGAAAAGCAAAAACGACUUGAAGAGGAUCUUGAUGUUCUGAAAGGUGAAAAGUCCUCACUGGAGGAAGGCUUUCAGAAGACAUGUGCUGAGUUAUGUUCCGUGCGACAAGACCAUGAAAAAACAAAAGAUGAGUUGUUGCAGCAGGUGCGUUUGUUGGAGAGAGACGUUGCGGAGCUUCAGGAUUCACAGAUAAGUCAAAAGUGCAUGAUGGAAACCCUACAGGAAAGACUUGACGCUGCCCUCAAUCAGAGCCGUUUCUUUGAAGAUGCCAAGGAAGGCCUGGAAACUGAGUUUAAGGCCAUAAAGGAAUGUUACUCUGCACUGCUUCUUGAACACAAUGAACUUAGAGUGACUGAGCAGAAACGACAACAAGAGUUGAAUGCGAAGAUAACCCUACUAACAGAUGAAGGAGUUCUCAUAAGAAACGAUUAUGAGGCGCGUCUGAAGGAGAUGAUGUCUGAAGCCAAUAACUAUCAGGAGAUCAUAGAUUCGUUGAAGAAGGAGGUUGUGGGGCAAUUAGAACUGAAGGAUCGCCGAUCUUUAGAAGUGAUUUGGUACGAGGAAUGUACACAGGCACUUUUGGGUCAUUGUGCUCAGUUGACUACUUGGUUAUGCAGCAAUCAUGCGCAGCUCGCUGAGACGAUGAAGACAUCGCACCUUAUGGAAGGGAUUAUUAAGGAAAAUCAGACCGAGAACAAUGCCCUCCGGGAAAAGCUUGGUGUCACUGAAAAAGAUCUUGUGGCGAGGAGGGAAGAUCUUACCGUAGUAGAAGCCAAGGUUGUACGACUGUCUUCGGAACUGAAGGCCUCAAAAGAGAAUUAUGAAGAAAUCGUAAGUGACAACAAUUGGCUUAAGGAACAGGUGGAAACUAUGCGGAGAGAACUAAGCGAGCUUGAUGAACUCUUGAAUUCCAACCUUAACGACAUGCGAGAAGAGAGCGAGAAGCAGCAACUGGAGCACGAUAGGUUAAUUCGUGAGGUUCAUCGGUGUGAAGAACUUCUUCGGUGCUCCCAGGAAAGGAUUGACGUGUUGGAUGAGCGUUGUGUGAUUCUUACUGCAGAAAAUAAUGCCGUGUCAAAGACUCUGCAGCUAACAGAAGGUGAAGUCUCAAGCUUGAAGAAAGAGAACGCACUUUCACAGCAGCGUGAGAAAACACUUGCAGGGCAACAAAGAGAACUUGAGUCAAGUCUCGUAGAGCUUCAAAAUGAAUAUACAAACACAGUAAAUCAGGUUGCCGUGCUAAAGGAGCAGCUGCGGACAGAGGAAUGCAAGUUGAAGCUUUUAGGUGCAUCUUCCCGUCAAGAACUGGAGGCCAUAAAGACGAAAAUGAACCACUUUAUAGAGAAAUAUGAAGAGGCUGAACAACGGGCGAGUCAUCUUUCAAAGUGUUUACAAGAGUCUGAAAACACCGUUGGCGGUAUGCGAGAAGCCUACCAGAAGGCAAAGACUGCAUUGGAGGAAGCAAAACUGCGUUGUUGUAGUGAUGCAGACACAAUACAAAAACUUUUAGAGGAACGUCAAUCCUUGAUCAAUGAGCGAGAAGGUGUUGUAGAAAAGUACAAUCGUGUCCAUGACAUGUUCAAGGCUGUAAAGAAGGAGAGCUUCGGAAGAGUAGCAGAUGAACUACAGAAGCUGUCGGAACUUUGUUCUCAGCAAGAAGUUGAGCUCCAGCAACUCCGACAUCAAAACACCAUAUUGAAAAGAGGAAUUGUGAAGCUUCCCGAGAACGCUGGGAAUCAGAUAGAGCGUCCGAUGUUUGUGGAACGCCUGAAUCUGGCGGAGGGCCCUCUCCGCCGCCCGAAGAAGCGACCGGCUGUUAGUUCAGACGUGCAGUGA